This is a messenger RNA of Rotaria sp. Silwood1, 1083 nucleotides long. The record is from the annotation of a GenBank genome assembly. Lineage: Eukaryota; Metazoa; Rotifera; Eurotatoria; Philodinida; Philodinidae.
AUGACAAAACGUAUAUCAUUUGUACGAGGUUUUCGUGUACCAAAAGAAAAAGAUAUUAAUGAAGCACUUGGUAAUGAUGCUUCAUUUUCGAAUGAAUUUAAAAGAUCAUUUAAUUCAUUACCACAUCCAACAAGUGAUUUAGAUUGGUUAGCAAAUUAUAAAGAAAAAGGUCAAACAUAUAAACGAUUUCUAAAUCAAUGUCCAUUUGUUAAUAAUAAUUCUUCAUCACAGAAAUAUAUUUAUUUAACAUUACUUGAUAAUGAUAAUCGUUUAUCAUUAUUAAAUAUUGAUCGUUUAAUUGAUUAUACACAAAAAUUUUUUCAAAUGGAAAUUAAACUUCUUCCUUUAUUUACAAAUUUUAAUUGGAAUGAGAAAAAAAAAACAUGGAUAUGUACAAUGAAAAGUAAAAAUGAUUCAAUAAAAGAUAUAACACUUCGUACACGUUAUAAUUCAACAAGUGAACAUUCACAAAUAUGUGUACAUAAUAUACUUAAUUUAUUAAAAACUUCACUUCCUAAUGAUGCUCGUUGUCUUGUUGCAAUUACAUUGCAUGAUUUAUAUUCAGAUGAAUCUGAUUUAUUUAUUGCUGGUUUAUGUUAUGGAAAUCGUAGUGUAGCAAUAUUUUCUUUUUUUCGUUAUGAUCCUCGUUUAGAAUUUAGUGAAGAAUUUUGGUAUGAUUGGAAAAUAAAAAAAAUUAAAACAAAAUUGAUGUCAACAAUUAUAUUACUUCGAUCAUGUCGUCUUCUUACACAUGAAAUAGGACAUCUACUUGGUAUUGAUCAUUGUAUUUAUUAUGCAUGUUUAAUGAAUGGAAGUGGACAUUUAGAAGAAGAUUUUUCUCAACCAUUAUUUUUAUGUCCAAUUGAUUUGAGAAAAUUAUUACAAUUAACAAAUUUUGAUUUUAUUGAACGAUAUGAACAAUUAUUAGAUUUUUGUAUAGAAAAUCAAUUCAAAGAUGAAAUUAAUAUAUUAAAAAAACGUAUAGAAAUAUUGAAAAAUGAUAAAACAAUGAUACAAACAAAAAAAAAUAAAGACUUUGAUUAUGAAUUACAACAAAAAUCUAAACGUUUGAAGAAAAAGUGA